Alternaria alternata is the source of this 890-nucleotide messenger RNA. RefSeq lists its product as hypothetical. The record is from RefSeq and is a predicted model, not a curated record. The transcript has 2 exons. The annotation marks the transcript as partial. Lineage: Eukaryota; Fungi; Ascomycota; Dothideomycetes; Pleosporales; Pleosporaceae.
AAAGCAUGGCCACCUCAGUAAGCGCGGUUUUUCUUAAUGUCUAGAAAUCCCUCGUUGUUGAGAGUCUCGAGGUGUUCUGAUCUCCUUUCGUUGUUCUGAAGGCUCGUCCGGCGAUGGAGUUAGGGAAUUGGAAUUACUGAGACACCACCGGCAGGAAAGAUGCCCCGGCGGAGGUAAUCCACAGGGCGACCAGUGCUUAUGCGGCCAAUCUCCGCGGUGUAGGAGGUCACAUAAACAAAGCCACCCGCGAUGUUGACAAACCUCUCGGACACGGAUACUUUGUCACCAACAUGUCCUUCAAGAUCGUAAUUUCUGGUGUCACUGGUCGCAUCGGUGCGCAUGUAUUGCAUCACGCGCUACGAAAUCCACUCGUAUCGACGGUUAUCGCAUUGUCACGACGGCCCCCACCCGGGAUCGAGACGCACGCUAAGCUCGAGGUAGUGCUGCUUGAGGACUUUACAAAAUACCCCGAUGAUGUGCUUGCGAAGCUGUCCGGAGCAGACGGGUGCAUCUGGUGUAUGACAACGACUGCUGGUAAUCCUGUGUUAGAAUUAGAGUAUCCCAAGGCGUUCGCUGAGGCGUUUGCAUCGACAAUGCCAGUCGGCGCAAAGCCCUUUCGGUAUUUACACUUGUCAGGUGGCAUGGUUGAACGCGAUCAAGACAGGUCAUUAUGGAUGAAAGGCUCCAUGCGCAAGACCAAAGUAGGCGAUUCUUUUCGUUCUAUAGACCACGCGCGUAUAUUGCAGAUAGAAUGAUCCGAAACAAGCUGCCAAAGUGCUGACUUUGCAAAGGGCCGGGGCGAAGUUCAGAUGGUCGACUUUGCAAAGACCCACGAGAACUGGAUCACGAUCGUAGCUCGACCAGGCAUGGUCGUACAGAGAGGUAGUAUU